Schistocerca gregaria is the source of this 3570-nucleotide messenger RNA. RefSeq lists its product as uncharacterized. Lineage: Eukaryota; Metazoa; Arthropoda; Insecta; Orthoptera; Acrididae. The record is from RefSeq and is a predicted model, not a curated record. The coding region runs from base 26 to 3310 and encodes 1094 amino acids. The transcript has 12 exons.
CCUGAAGUCAAUACUCACUGGCACUAUGGCUGCAGAACAGGUCAAGCUGAAAUGUGCGUUUCGGAGUGGUUCGCUUCUGGUUGUGGUGCUACUGCACGCAGUGGCGUAUUCGACCGCCACUGGCGCAUUUGUGAGAUAUCUACCAGACCCCGCUGCUAAUGUAGUGCCUAAUGUGCCUCCAGAAACAUACUUUCAUUAUGUGGCAGAAAGCGACAGCAGUACACAGUCAACAGUGAUCCGCAUCAAGCAAGAGCCGUACGUCGUGGUGAAGGUAUCUAACUUGGAGUUUUGUACGGUAAUAUGGAGCAACAAGCAUUUAUUGAGGCGUGUACCAGCAAGACGGGCAAUAAAAGACUUUUGCAGAUCGAUACGCCAGUCGGGAAAAGAGAUGGUAACUGCCACGGAAGUGACGUCCGUACUUGACGUCACCGCUACUGGCGAGUCUGGUAAAGCAUUGCGUGCCGAAGCGGGACUGGCGGAUCGACAGGACCCCUCUGCUGAAGCACUUAACCUGAAGAAACUCUCAAAAUGGUGCAAGUAUCGGAAGCAAAUAGACAACAAACUGGUUCGAAUUUAUUUACCAGAUAUCUGCAGCAACUUGGAUAAAACAGUUCCAGGGAAGAGUACAGCCAUCGUCACAGAAGUGCCGUCUGGACAUGAGCUCAUGACAACAGCGGUCACUAGUACUUUCGAAGGCACGUUUGAUACAAGUCGUGCCUCUCAAGUCGACACAAGUAUGACCAGUUCGCUGCAACAUGUGGAACCACCGCUGCUGACCUUGUCCUCGAUCAAAAUCAGGGAAGUAUGCAAGCAUGUGGACGAAGUAAGGAACAAAUUGGACGGACCUUUUUUACUGGCCAUCUGCAGAUGGUUAAAUAAAGCAGACACAGAUAUGUCGGCGGAGUCGAAUGGGACCGUCACUUUUGCCCAAGUGACUAAAGAUGCGGAUCCCAUUACUGAAGCUGUGACCUUGAAAACAGCCUACACUUACAGUGCACAGUCAGCAGUAACCAGCCUGAAGCCAGAGAUGGGCGCGGCAUACAAUAUUUCUGACACGGAGCUUGGCGUAUUAGUGUGUCAGAACUUUCAUUUAAUAAAUAUCUCGGUUUCCUUUAUAGCAAGGCGGACUCUAGGACUCUACUGUAAAGUUAUGAAUCUUACAGAUACAGGAACGAGUACGGCCGCCGCCACGGAAGUGAUGUCUGCACGCAAGCUCACCGCAACAGCGGCCGCUGGCACGUCUGAAGGACCUUCCGGCACAAGUCGUGUCCCUGAUACUGAGCAAGCUGCGACGAGCUUGACGCAACAAAAGGAACCCUCUUCACACAUCUCGUCCUCGACCAAACUCAAAGAAGUGUGCAGACACCUGAAUCAAGUAAAGAAUAAAAUGUUUGGACCAUUUUUACCGGCGCUCUGCAAGCACGUCGAUGAACCAGACACAGAUAUGUCGGCGGAAUCGAAUAGGACCGUUACUACUGCCCAAGUGACUAAAGAUGCGGAUCCCAUAACUGAAGCUGUGACCUUGAAGACAGCCUACACUUAUAGUGCACAGUCAGCAGUAACAAGCUUGAAGCCAGAGACGGGCGCGGCAUACAAUAUUUCUAACACGGAGCUUGGCGUAUUAGUGUGUCAGAACUUUCGUUUAAUAGAUAAUUCCUUGUCCUUUAUAGCAAGACGGGCACUAUUACUCUACUGUAAAAAUAUGAAACUUACAGAUACAGGAACGAGUACGGCCGCCGCCACGGAUGUGAUGUCUACACGCAAGCUCACCACAACAGCGGCCGCUGGAACGUCUGAAGGACCUUCCGACACAAGUCGUGUCCCUGAUGCUGAGCAAGCUGCGACGAGCUUGACACAACAAGAGGAACCCUCUUCACACAUCUCGUCCUUGACUAAACUCAGAGAAGUGUGCAGACAUCUGAAUCAAGUAAAGAAUAAAAUGUUUGGACCAUUUUUACCGGCGCUUUGCAAGCACGUCGAUGAACCAGAUAAGUCUGCGGAAUUAAAUGGGACCGUCAUUGCUGCCAAAGUGAAUAAAGAUGUGGAUCCCAUGACUGAAGCUGUGACCUUGAAGACAGCCUACACUUAUAGUGCACAGUCAGCAGUAACCAGCCUGAAGCCAGAGAUGGGCGCGGCGUACAAUGUUUCUGACACGGAGCUUGGCCAAUUAGUGUGUCAGAACUUUAUUUUAAUAGAUAAUUCCUUGUCCUUUAUAGCAAGACGGGCACUAUUACUCUACUGUAAAAAUAUGAAACUUACAGAUACAGGAACGAGUACGGCCGCCGCCACGGAAGUGAUGUCUACACGCAAGCUCACCACAACAGCGGCCGCUGGAACGUCUGAAGGACCUUCCGACACAAGUCGUGUCCCUGAUGCUGAGCAAGCUGCGACGAGCUUGACGCAACAAGAGGAACCCUCUUCACACAUCUCGUCCUUGACUAAACUCAGAGAAGUGUGCAGACAUCUGAAUCAAGUAAAGAAUAAAAUGUUUGGACCAUUUUUACCGGCGCUUUGCAAGCACGUCGAUGAACCAGAUAAGUCUGCGGAAUUGAAUGGGACCGUCACUGCUGCCAAAGUGAAUAAAGAUGUGGAUACCAUGACUGAAGCUGUGACCUUGAAGACAGCCUACACUUAUAGUGCACAGUCAGCAGUAACCAGCCUGAAGCCAGAGAUGGGCGCGGCGUACAAUGUUUCUGACACGGAGCUUGGCCAAUUAGUGUGUCAGAACUUUAUUUUAAUAGAUAACUCCUUGUCCUUUAUAGCAAGACGGGCACUAUUACUCUACUGUAAAAAUAUGAAACUUACAGGUACAGCAACGAUCACGGCUGGCGCCACGGAAGUGAUUUCUGCACGCAAGCUCACCACAACAGCGGCCGCUGGCACAUCUGAAGGACCUUUCGACACAAGUCGUGUCCCUGAUACUGAGCCAGCUGCGACGAGCUUGACGCAACAAGAGGAACCCUCUUCACACAUCUCGUCCUUGACCAAACUCAGAGAAGUGUGCAGACACCUGAAUCAAGUAAAGAAUAAAAUGUUUGGACCAUUUUUACCGGCGCUUUGCAAGCACGUCGAUGAACCAGAUUCGACUGCACAGCCAUAUAAGCAGAUGACAAGCUCACCUAGUGGCGAACCUAUUAAAGGAUCUAAUGACGAAACUGUUGACGAAGCCGUUGAUGAGUCUACUAAUGAAGCCGCACGACCAACCACGCUGAUGACAAAUACUCGUCGUCAUGAAUCUGUCGAUGAAUCUAUUAAUAAAUCGUAUGAAGAAUGUGGUUUUGAAUCAUAUGAUGAUAUUGACACAUAUUAAAAUAUAGUUUGUAUAUUCAGAUAACUGGAUUUUUAAUUUCUGUAAUCACACUGAUUAAACAUGUCAACAAAAAGAAAUUACUGGCCAUUGCGAACAGAAAUAGUUAAUUACCAGUAAAACAACUUGCAGGAUUAUCGUCAAUUCACAACGCUAAUUACGUAUUAAGCAACGACACUUCAUUUAUAGAACUGAUGAUUUAUGAAAUACUGUUGAAAGUUAUUCUGAUAGUCAACUAUGUUUUUAACAUUCAACAUACAUUU